CAGGGAUUAGAAGGCUAGCUGGUUUAGCCACAGCUAGCUAGCACGUUUGGUGACGGCUGUGACGUUGUGCUAGCUAAUUGCUAACAAACUGGAUUUAAAGAGAAACCACUCAGACGAUAAUAUCACUCCUGGGGCACGUUGCUCUGCCGCGAGUCGUAGAAACAUAUGUCUCGCGUAAAAGCAUGCCGGCCCGUCAGAAUGUUUCCCGGGCUUGAACUUGUUGGAUGACUCUGCUGCGUUAAGUAGCUGAAGGGCCCCGAGUCCGCGGCGCUCGAGUGAGCGACAGCCGGGGGACGGCGGCGGUCUGAGCGGGAGGGAGCAUCGAAGCCACCGGCUAGCCACUAAUAGUCACCGCACCACGACUUCUGUUCACCAUGUCACACACCGGACCCCCUCCUCGGUGGCGGAAUUGUCCCAGAAGAGGACAACCCGUGGCAGCUAAAUUCCUGCCAAUGAAAACGAUGUUGGGUCCCAGAUAUGAUGACCAGGUUGCAGAGGAGAACAGGUUUCACCCAAGCAUGCUGUCCAACUAUUUAAAAAGUCUUAAAGUGAAAAUGGGUUUGCUUGUGGAUUUGACGAACACUACUCGCUUUUACGAUCGCACCGAGAUUGAAAAAGAUGGCGUAAAAUAUAUGAAGCUUCCGUGUAAAGGCCAUGGAGAAUGCCCUUCAAAAGAGACAACUGGGAUGUUCAUCAGGCUCUGUGAACACUUCAUAGAGAAGAAUCCCACAGAAUUGAUAGGUGUUCACUGCACGCAUGGCUUCAACCGGACAGGCUUUCUGAUAUGUGCAUACCUGGUGGAAAAGAUGGACUGGAGCGUCGAGGCAGCAGUGGCUGCUUUCGGCCAGGCCCGGGCCCCAGGGAUCUACAAGGGAGACUACCUCAAAGAGCUUUUCCGUCGGUAUGGUGAGGAGGAGGACGCACCCCCUGCCCCCGCGCUGCCCGAGUGGUGCUUCGACGACGACGAUGGGGAAGUGGACGACGACGGUAAUGCGGUUGGCCAAGAGUCGGGCCCCAGCUCCUCCGGGUCAGCGCCUGGCAAACGAAAGAAAGAGAAGCUAAAACUGGGUGCAGUAUUCCUUGAAGGCAUCACAGUGAAAGGCGUCACACAGGUCACCACACAACCCAAACUAGGAGAUAUCCAAAGAAAGUGUCAGGAGAUGGCCGAGUGGGACAAGUCUGGUUUUCCUGGUGCUCAGCCUGUGUCCAUGGACAGGCAAAACCUUCGUUUCCUGGAACAGAAUCCAUACAAAGUCAGCUGGAAAGCUGAUGGCACACGGUACAUGAUGUUGAUCAACGGGAAAAAUGAAGUAUUCAUGAUCGACAGAGACAACACGAUCUUCCACAUAGCGAACCUAGAGUUUCCUUUCCGGAAGGAUCCACGUGUCCACUUAUCAAAUACUCUAUUAGAUGGGGAGAUGAUCAUCGACAAGGUGAACGGUCAGCCCGUCCCCCGCUAUUUGAUAUACGACAUCAUCAAAUUCAAUGGACAGCCUGUUGGCCAGUGUGACUUCAAUAUCCGGCUGUUAUGCAUAGAAAAGGAGAUCAUCUCUCCCCGGAUGGAAAAGAUGAAGACCGGACAGAUUGACAAAACCAAGGAGCCCUUCAGUGUCCGAAAUAAGCCCUUCUUUGACAUUCACGCAGCACGCAAGCUACUGGAAGGCAGCUUCACGUCCCAGGUCAGCCACGAAGUCGACGGGCUUAUCUUCCAGCCAUGCGGGGCAUCGUGGUGUCGACACUACAAAGGCAUACAAAAGACAGAGUUCUUGGAGAAAGAUCAGAGAGGCUAUAAUGGCAGGCUUUUUGUUCCACCUUCGAGCUGGGUCAUUGAGAACAGUCCUGCCAUAGGGGCAUACGUGGGUGGAGCCAGGAACCCCUUAUUUGGUCAUGUGCUGUGACAGCGCAGGUUCUCCUGAGGAAUCCUGUCUUGUUUUCUACACAUUUCCUUGGAGUAGACUUCUGUUACCGGGCAACCUGACAGUGACGGAGUCUGAUCAUCUGUUCCCGCCUCCACCCGUCAUGCCUUUACAUUUCUCAUGUUCCAGCCACUUGCUUCAUGUCUUCUGAAAUGUCAAGCAUGCAUAAAUAAUGGAGAAAUGAUGGAGGAAAGCAUGUUGUGUCACAUGUUGCUGCACAUUAAAACACAGUAGUGAUGUGGAGAAAUGUUGAAUUAUCAGCCUUUUAAUGGUUUAUCAUCUCUAUUCUUGUGCUUCCACCAUACAGUUUUCUACUUAUAAUCAUUGAUUUUCAAAUGUGAAGCACUUGAACACAUUUUUUAAUUAGCUCUUUUUUUUUUGUUUGCGUUUCGUAAUGAUGUUGAUACCCAGAGACUCAUUUUUAACCUAAGAUCAAUUCAUUUCCAUGUUCAUUUUCCUUGCUGCUCUAGAUAGUUAGAUACCAACAGUGUACCAUAAUGGAGCCUAAUUUGUAUGAGGCUCAUUAACUGUAGCUGUUGCUUAAAAAUUAUGCUCGGUUUACAAAUUGCUCAGUCAUUAAGUCUGCAGAGUUAUGGGUUGACAAAACUGCAAA
This is a messenger RNA of Dicentrarchus labrax (European seabass), 2529 nucleotides long. RefSeq names its product RNA guanylyltransferase and 5'-phosphatase (gene rngtt). Lineage: Eukaryota; Metazoa; Chordata; Actinopteri; Moronidae. Bases 375 to 1898 code for a protein of 507 amino acids. Gene Ontology annotation, molecular function: mRNA guanylyltransferase activity; protein tyrosine/serine/threonine phosphatase activity; ATP binding. The transcript is spliced from 14 exons. Gene Ontology annotation, biological process: 7-methylguanosine mRNA capping; protein dephosphorylation. The record is from RefSeq and is a predicted model, not a curated record.